UAGAUAAACUCCGUUUAUCAGUCGUGUUCACCUUCAACUUAUUGAUUUUUUUUUAAAUUAAUUCCUCAUUAACACUUUAUUUUUAGUAUUAUUUUCCUUAAGGGCUGGUUGUUUCUGGUUUAUUUUACUCUCGUAUUUCCGUUUAAAAGAAAAAAAGAAAUUCCAAAUGACUGCAAGACCACGACGUUAUCCACUUUUAGGCGAGGAUGAUCCAAACCACAUUAAAAGUCAACGAGCAUUUACAAUUCAGGCAGAACAAGAAAUGUGGGAUAUUGGAAUUCCUUCAAUUUUAAGAACUGUUUUACCCUUACGAAGAAGUGAAUUUAGGAAAAACAUAACACUUGGAAAAUAUCCAUUUCAACAAGACCAUUCUGGUAGUAUGACGCCAAUCAAACUUGCCUGGAAAACCGAGAUACAGAAUGUUGACUUUGGUCUAUUAUUCCCAGAACUUAUUGAAGGUCUUACUGAUAUAGAGCCAAGCAUAGUUAGGAUUGCUAAAGCAGCUAUUAUAGAUUUACUAAAGCAUGGACCGUUGGAUAAACUGAUUGACACUUUACCAGUAUUGACGGAGGCAAUAAGAAGUGCACUUGUCAUGAAUAAUGUGGAAGUCGCACGACGAGUGUUAAUUGUCCUGAGACAUAUUUGUACAAUUCAACCGGGCAUAGGACCAGAUAUAUCCUAUUACCUACGUGAUAUUUUCCAACACUUAAAUUAUUACUUUGAAGCUCACAAAAACUACAACGACCAAAUUGUGUACAAUCCAAGUUUAUCAGAUGAUUUGUACGAUCUAAUUGAUGAUGUUGUCAAACGUUUAUUGCAAAUAUCUGGUAAUGAAUUGGAAACAGCCGAGGAUAACAUAAAAUUAGCUCUACCAACAUAUCAAAUUAAUCGUUUAACUAUAUAAAGAGAAGUGGGGCGGUUUAACACUUUCAUUUCGUUUCUUCUUUUAUUUUCUGGAAAAACACUUAGUUUACUUAUUUACUACUUAUUUGCGUUUAAACAAAGGCUAUUUCUCCCACCUGCUGCAGCGAAACUGAUACUAUCAGAAUGACUGUAGGCCAUCAGAAAAGAAGUUU
Molecule: messenger RNA, 1076 nt
Organism: Trichobilharzia regenti
Lineage: Eukaryota; Metazoa; Platyhelminthes; Trematoda; Strigeidida; Schistosomatidae
Source: the annotation of a GenBank genome assembly